This is a messenger RNA of Drosophila persimilis, 2846 nucleotides long. RefSeq names its product kelch-like ECH-associated protein 1 (gene Keap1). Gene Ontology annotation, molecular function: protein binding. NCBI's taxonomy places the organism in Eukaryota, Metazoa, Arthropoda, Insecta, Diptera, Drosophilidae. The transcript is spliced from 6 exons. The record is from RefSeq and is a predicted model, not a curated record. Bases 34 to 2370 code for a protein of 778 amino acids.
GAAAAAGAGUCUCGUCAUCCCUAUCAGUGCCAAAUGCAAAUGCAGUAUGAAAACUGUAUACCCGACCGUUUUCCGGCCCAGAUGACCUCCCCGAUGCAUAAUAUGUGCACCCGUCAACCAGAAGAGACUGAGAUGAACAACCAUUCCGAACGUUGUUCCAUCUCAACCGCAUGCGGACGGUUCGAGUCGGUCUCCCCCAUAGAUGACCACGAUGCAACGGACGAUGACAUGACAUUUUGCAUGUCAAACUACGCCAAGGAAGCUCUAAAGAUGAUGUUCAUGAUGCGCUCACACGGCAUGCUCACAGAUGUCGUGCUGGAGGUAAAAAAGGAGCUCUUUCCCGCCCACAAAGUAGUGUUGUCCGCAGCAUCGCCUUAUUUCAAAGCUAUGUUUACUGGUGGUCUGAAGGAGUCAGAGAUGUCGCGCGUGCAGCUUCAGGGGGUUUGUCCCACAGCAAUGUCGCGAAUUUUGUAUUUUAUGUACACCGGACAAAUUCGAGUAACCGAAGUAACUGUUUGCCAACUGCUGCCUGCAGCGACCAUGUUCCAAGUGCCAAAUGUAAUUGAUGCAUGCUGUGCCUUCUUAGAAAGACAAUUGGACCCAACAAACGCUAUCGGCAUUGCAAACUUUGCGGAACAGCACGGGUGUGUGGAGCUUCAAAAGAAAGCCAACAUAUUUAUUGAAAGGAACUUCACUCAGGUCUGUCAAGAGGAGGAAUUUCUACAGCUUUCGGCAUAUCAACUCAUUGCCCUCAUUCGAAGAGACGAGUUAAACGUGCAGGAGGAACGCGAGGUUUACAAUGCUGUUCUUAAGUGGGUAAAGUACGACGAAGACAAUCGGCACUGCAAGAUGGAACACAUAUUGGGAGCCGUCCGAUGCCAGUUCCUAACGCCCAACUUCCUCAAGGAGCAAAUGAAGAAUUGCGAUGUGCUACGCAAAGUCCCGGCGUGUCGCGAGUAUCUUGCAAAGAUCUUCAAAGACCUAACGCUGCACAAGUGCCCUGGAGUAAAGGAGCGUACACCGAACACGACGCGUAUGAUAUUCGUCGCGGGCGGUUUCUUUCGACACUCUCUGGACAUACUGGAGGCUUAUAAUGUGGACGACAAGACGUGGACUACAUUGCCGAACUUGCGGAUUCCACGAUCCGGCCUUGGCGCAGCAUUUCUUAAGGGAAAGUUCUAUGCAGUCGGUGGCCGAAACAACAACAUGUGCUCAUCCUACGACUCCGACUGGGUAGAUCGUUAUAGUGCCAUCAGCGAGACUUGGCGUCCGUGCUCGCCAAUGUCCGUACCGCGUCAUCGUGUGGGUGUAGCAGUUAUGGACGAGCUGAUGUAUGCUGUGGGGGGCUCCGCAGGCAUGGAGUAUCAUAACACAGUGGAAUACUAUGACCCAGACCUCGAUCGAUGGACGCUUGUUCAGCCAAUGCAUUCGAAACGGUUGGGUGUGGGCGUAGUAGUAGUCAAUCGCCUGCUUUAUGCGAUCGGCGGUUUCGAUGGUAACGAGCGAUUGACCAGUGUUGAAUGUUAUCAUCCGGAAAACAACGAAUGGAGUUUCUUGCCGCCUCUGCAAACCGGUCGCAGUGGAGCGGGUGUGGCUGCUAUUAAUCAGUUCAUUUACGUAGUUGGUGGCUUUGAUGGUACUCGGCAAUUGGCCACCGUAGAACGCUAUGAUACCGAAAAUGAGACCUGGGAUAUGGUUGCACCCAUACAAAUUGCCCGCAGUGCACUAUCCCUAACACCUCUCGAUGGAAAACUGUACGCUAUUGGUGGUUUCGAUGGCAAUAACUUUUUAUCCAUCGUUGAGGUAUACGAUCCUCGCACAAACACGUGGGUAAAGGGUACGCCGCUGAAGUCGGGUCGGUCUGGUCACGCGUCGGCUGUUAUUUAUCAACCUGCAUGUGCCAAUUCAUUUAUGGACUACGAGGAAAGCGAGACGCCAAGGCGGGAUGGCAGUAACGACGACACGGAAAGGGACUUAUCACGAGAUCCAUGCGGAAGUCAAAGUCCGCACUUUGCAGAGAACACACCCAUGCAAUUCCAUACGUCAUUUGGAAUGAGCGGUUGUCACAAUUGUGAGUCGGAAAUAGAAGUCACAAAAGCCGUCGCUGCAGAAACGCCAGACUAUCGAAAUUCCGGUAUUGACAAACAGGAGCAACGGAAACCAAUAUUCUGGGGACCAAUAAAACAGUGUAAAUCUCGGGGAAAGUCACCGGCGCCUUGGCCAGACCCUGGAGGUACGACAACAACAUCCUCGCCCAUUAAGGAUGAUAAAACGAGAACGAGAUGUAUACUCAGUCCAGUACGUACAGCAGCGAAAGCUUUACACAACACAAUUGAAGGGCGACUUCGUAAGCUCGCAGCAGCCACAUGACAAUGAGAAUCCGAACCGCAUAGCCAAAACCAAAAUCAAUAUUCAUUGUACAAAGAUAAUUUUGUAUCACUUAGAAUUCCAUUUUGAAAAGCAUUCCAUUGAAACAUUGAGUAUGCGCGGAUUCAGGUAUGGUAUGUAGUUUUUUGCAUAUUAAUGAGUGCACAAGACUAUUCACACAUAUGUUCGCUAAGUGAUAUUUAUGUUUUAUGGCAUCCAUAACAUUAACGGCGUAUGGCAGCCCAUUGUUUUAAGAUUGAUUAGGAUUUUUAACUAAGCUAUAAUACCGUAUUUUAUACAUUUGUAUGUUUAAUGGCCUAGUUUAAUUUUACAUAUAUGUACAUAUGUAUGUACAAGUUACGAAAAAAAAAACAUCCUCCCAUUACAAUUAAUAGACAAGGUUAACAAUGUACAUUUAAUAAAAAAGCACUCCACAAUGAAAUGGAGUUUGAAACCAUGGUACCGCAUGGCACAAUGCA